AAGAAUUCGCGUGAUGUAAAGUUUGCUGAUGAUUUUUUGCAUAAUUUUUUUUCCCUAGCCUCACAGUUGCCCAGCUUUUAAAGCGACUUGUUUCUUCGCAGUAUCACGAACAUAGUCGUGUAUAGACUAUAGUAUUGGUGUCUAAAUAUCGAAAGUUAACUGUCAAUUAGGAAAACAAACUGGGAAGACUUGACAGACUGCGUCAGAGUUACAAGGAUCCAUAAUAGGUUAGAGGUGAAAAUGGCAACAGAUCUACUGCCUGACUUCCCACCAGGUCCUCUUGAUUGCUAUCGUAAAAGAUCUUCUUUCAAUUGGAAGUCUAUGAAGAUGCUUUUAGAAGAUCCAGAGAUUUUGAAAUAUAAGAUGAAAAUAUGGAAUCUCUUUGAGGAAGAUCAAGAAUUUCAGCAUGCUAAUACAACAUUAAGUCUGGAUGAGCAGCGGCGUGUGGCCAUAAGAAGACUGUAUCGUUUAAGACAACUUUACAAACUAACUCCAGAGGAGAUGAUGGAAGACACUCGUAAGCCUUAUGCAAUGGUCUCCUCCCUAUUUCAAUAUGAGCCAUCACUUGCUGUGAAAUCAGGGCUAACAUUUGACAUGUUCACCAACACAAUUCGGGCCAUGGGUACUGCAAGGCAUUAUGACUUCAUUGAAGAUUGUGAGGCAGCAAAGAUUGGAGGCUGUUUUGCUCUUACUGAAAUCUCACAUGGGACGAACACAAAGGAAAUGAAGCUAACAGCCACAUAUGAUCCACAAACCCAAGAGUUUGAGCUUCAUACUCCUGAUUUUGAAGCUGCAAAGUGUUGGGUGGGUUGCCUAGGAAAAUGUUGCACUCAUGGAAUAGUAUAUGCAAGGCUUAUUACUCCGGAUAAAACAGACCAUGGACUACAUGCAUUUGUUGUUCCCAUAAGAAAUCCAGCAACUCUUAAGCCUUUUGCUGGUGUAAUUGUUGGUGAUAUGGGAGAGAAGAUUGGUCUGAAUGGAAUUGAUAAUGGUUUUGUGAUAUUCAAUAAGUACAGGAUACCCCGUGAGAACCUCUUAAAUAAAACAGGAGAUGUAACACCAGAAGGAAAUUAUGUUAGUCCAUUUAAAGACCCAAAUAAAAGACUAGGAGCCUCACUCGGAGCACUGUCUGGAGGCCGAGUGACUAUUAUAUCGAUAGGUGUGUGCUAUCUUAUGAAAGCAAUUCCCACUGCCAUUCGAUAUGCUGCAGUACGUUCAAAUGAUACACCAGUUACAGGAAGUUCAUCUGCUUUGAUAGAAAACCAGUAUAAGCAAUGGCAGCUGAUUACAUAUUUGGCUGCAACAUAUGCACUGAAGAUCUUCUCUGACUUUUUUUCGAAUCUGAUGGCUGAUUUCCAAAUAAAGACAUUCCUUGGAUCAAAUAAGGAGGAACUGGCAGCAUUAGGUCCUGAAAUUCAUGCCCUGUCAUCUGCUGCCAAGCCAUUAACAGGGUGGAUAGCACGAGAUGGUCUUAAACAGUGCAUUGAUAUUUGUGGUCACUAUGGUUAUCUGAAAGUAUCUACACUUGGAGAAAUUCGCAACAACACUGAUGCAAGCUGCACUUAUGAAGGAGAGAACAAUGUGCUUGUACAGCAGACAAGUAACUGGCUACUUCAGUUAUGGAGGAAGGGCAAGGGCAGCCCCAAUGAAUUUAAAACGCCGCUCCACUCCAUUUCUUUCUUGGCUGAUGCUGCAGAUAUUCUUCGAAGUAGAUUUAUGGCUGUAUCUGUUGAAGAGGCAACAAGUCCAAAAACCUUGCUUUCUGCAUAUGAGUGGCUGAUCUGUUGGUUGCUGGUAUCAACAGAGGAGAAACUGGAGAAAUUACAAAAGACUGGAGCUGAUCCUUUCACUGCAAAAAACAACUCUCAAGUGUUCUAUGCUCGCACACUUUCACUAGCCUAUGCAGAGCAUGUUAUUCUUUCAAAGUUUUGGACUUUUGCUUCGUCACGAGAUGUAGACCCAGCACUUGCCAAUGUCCUGAAGAAGCUGUGUUCGUUGUAUGGAUCGUGGAGCUUGGAGAAACAUCUGGCACUGCUAUAUCAAGGAGGAUAUAUAAGAGGUCCUCAAGCAUCUGAGAUGCUACAUGAAGGCAUUCUUUCUCUGUGUGCUCAGCUGAAAAAUGAUGCUGUCUCUUUAGCUGAUGCCAUAGCACCACCAGAUUUCAUUUUAAAUUCCAUACUGGGAAAAUCAGAUGGUAAAAUUUAUCAAAACCUGCAGACACAUCUAUUCCAGAAACCUCAGACAUUUGAACGACCAUCUGGUUGGGAUGAGAUGACAUUCCAACAAAGUAAACUGUAAUCAUUGCAAAAGCAAGCAUAUAUUUCCGUACUUUCAGUACAAUAAUAUAAUUGCUUGAAAAACUAUCCAUUUUGAUAUUUUUACUUGUACAUAUUUACUUUGUUUCCAUGAUAGCCCUGUGUAAGGAAAUAUUUCUAAUUUUUAUAUUUUAGUACAAAAAUACCUUUGUAAAUAAAAUAAUAGAAUGUGUUUUUUGUAUCUUGAAUGAGUACUCAUUUUCAUGUAUUAAAAGUGUGUCCUAUAUUUUUAUAAAGCACUUGAAGGAAAAGGGUGUUAUCAUUUGUAUUGUUAAAAUAAAUGUUCAUUGAUUGAAGUAUUAAAAAUAAAGAUAUAUUUGUAAA
Messenger RNA from Schistocerca serialis cubense, 2639 nucleotides. Its product is annotated as peroxisomal acyl-coenzyme A oxidase 3-like. The record is from RefSeq and is a predicted model, not a curated record. The coding region runs from base 241 to 2298 and encodes 685 amino acids. NCBI's taxonomy places the organism in Eukaryota, Metazoa, Arthropoda, Insecta, Orthoptera, Acrididae. Gene Ontology annotation, molecular function: fatty acid binding; pristanoyl-CoA oxidase activity; FAD binding. Gene Ontology annotation, biological process: lipid homeostasis; fatty acid beta-oxidation using acyl-CoA oxidase. Gene Ontology annotation, cellular component: peroxisome. The transcript has 13 exons.